AUGCAUGGGAGCCCCUUCAGCUGCCUUUUGUCUUUUUUCCAGAACAUCGCCGACGCACUGGCCGAAGGUCGAGAAAAGGAAGCUUCCAGACUUAUAGUUGCAUGGAAUCCUGGAUGCCUGAAAAGCCUGCCACAAAAGGUACCGACUUCUCUGCAGCCGCUCAGUGUUCGGGAAGUUGUGCCUCUUCAAAUUUUUGGAGAGAAAGAUAGCGCUUUGCACGGGCGCAAGGUGUUGCUUCGCGGUGGAGUGUACAUGCAAGACCGCGUUGGAGCGAACGAUUUGCAAGAAGAUUCCACACGGAGCAUCGUCAACGGGCGCCACCUGGCACUGUGGCUUUUCGCCCGUGCUCUGGGGCUACAUGCCAGGCUCGGCUUGACGCUAACAGGUUGUAUGGCCAACUGUCGAGAUCGACUUAGACUGAGGUUCUUCGAAGGUCCAUCUAUGCGAGCAGCAUACUAUGGAGCGCUCAACACUGACAUAUUACGCAUCAGCAAUGUGAGUGCCGGUUUCAUAUUUCCCCACGCUGCAGAGCUUUGCAAGACCUUGUCCACCAGCUUGUGGUCUCAUCUGCCGUCUGCCGGAUUCUUGCCAAGCAUAAGAAAAGCUGCAGAAUCGUUAUCCGGAGGUUCCGAUGAAGCAAAGGAGGCCCUCGGAAGGAUAAUCACAGCUGCUGUAGCGUGUGUAGAUGAAGUAUCGGUAGACCGCAAGGUCGAUGUUCAGAGGUCGAACGCUUCACCGUGGCCCUCGCCAGGAGUCCAUGAGAGAAAAUCAACUCAGCAACACCUGGGGGAAAUGCCGAGAGAAGUUGCCGCAUCUCCCGAGAUUAUGCGGGCCCCUUCUGGUUUGCUUGGGGAUCCGUUCCAAAUGAGGCAAUGGUACUUGCAUUCAUUCUUUGGAAACUUCACUGUGGGAGCAGACAAGGUCUGGCAGAAAAUAGAAGCGGCCACGAAGACAGUGCCCGUGGUACUGGCUGUGUUGGACACUGGAUGCUACUUGCAUCAAGACUUUAUUGACGACUUCGACGUUGCAAGCAGCAUAUUCUGGGACAAUCCUGGGGAGAAGGACUGCACAGAUGGAAUUGACGAUGACGAAAAUGGCUAUGUUGACGACUGCUUUGGUUGGGUGGGUAAGCACCGCUUCCUCCCUGUUAACAAAGUAACUGCUCGGAGAGUAGGUCUGUGGACAUCUUACCCGCCUGCGUUCCUUCCUUCUUACCAGAAUUUUGUAGAAGACAAUGGGCACCCAUUCACCGAUGACUCUGGUCAUGGCACAUUAGUUACCUCUGUGGCAGCCGCACGGGCGCAUGACGGCAGGGGAGGCCGCGGGGUUUUCUCGAAUCCGACGGUAAUGUGCCUUCGCGUCGGAAGCCGGCGAGGAGUUUGGACGUCGACAACAAUUCCAGCUCUCGACUAUGCCGUCAAGAUGAAGGCUCGGGUUUCAAACCACUCCUAUGGAGGACCAGGAUUCGUCGCCGCGGAGUACGAGGCCUUUGUGAGAGCUCUCAAACAUGACCACUUGAUAGUCACCGCGGCAGGGAAUUCGGGCUGCAAUAUUGAUGAACAAAACGAGUGUUAUUUCACUCCUGGAGCAUUCCGAUUACGAGGGCUAGUGAAUGUCAUGGCAAGCGACGUAGCUGGCUUCCGCGCUUCGUUCUCCAACUAUGGAAGUGAGGGCGUUGACGUUGCAGCCCCUGGGACUUUGAUCUACGCUGGGACAAAUUACAGAGCAAACUCAGGGAACCGACGCUGCACUUCCUGUACGCGCAUUCAACUGUUCGCUCGCGUUCAGCUUACAAUUUGGCAGCAUCCACGACGGAGGAUCGGUAGCCUUCACCUGCCAGUCGAAACUGCGGAAACACUGGCAGUUCUUUUAACUGGAGCACCGGAACAACGCUAUGUUCAGCUGAGUGAGAUCUUGCCAAAGGGUGUUGAUUCGCUUCACGUCGUUCUUACUGCUGCAGGCUACACAUACGUCGACGGUACUUCUUUCGCUGCUCCGAUAGUUGCCGGAAUGGCUGCGUCUUUGUGGGCAUAUUUUGAGGCAACCAAUCCUCUAGGCUGGCAACAGUGCAAAGAGCCCGCAAGCAGGAAGGUGGAACAAGCCAUCAUGUACUCUGUAACUGGAUCCAAAGCCCUAGCUGGAGCCCUAGGAACGAACGGAGUAGUCAACAUGUGGCGUGCCAUGAGCUACUUUGACUCUGUGCCAGGCCCAUUCACCCCAGAAUACCCUACGCCUGAAAGAGGGUACGACCCCCACUUUCGUGGAGGUGAAAGCCAUGGGAUUCCUGCUACGGUUCUACCGUUGCUGUGGGCCUUGUGCAUAACGUAUCUACACGUUCUGUAA
This is a messenger RNA of Eimeria acervulina, 2343 nucleotides long. Its product is annotated as subtilase family serine protease, putative. Gene Ontology annotation, molecular function: serine-type endopeptidase activity. The record is from RefSeq and is a predicted model, not a curated record. The transcript is spliced from 7 exons. Gene Ontology annotation, biological process: proteolysis. The coding region runs from base 1 to 2343 and encodes 780 amino acids. NCBI's taxonomy places the organism in Eukaryota, Apicomplexa, Conoidasida, Eucoccidiorida, Eimeriidae.